This is a messenger RNA of Spea bombifrons (plains spadefoot toad), 2750 nucleotides long. RefSeq names its product hydroxyacyl-CoA dehydrogenase trifunctional multienzyme complex subunit alpha (gene HADHA). The transcript is spliced from 20 exons. Gene Ontology annotation, cellular component: mitochondrion; mitochondrial fatty acid beta-oxidation multienzyme complex. Gene Ontology annotation, molecular function: enoyl-CoA hydratase activity; long-chain (3S)-3-hydroxyacyl-CoA dehydrogenase (NAD+) activity; NAD+ binding. NCBI's taxonomy places the organism in Eukaryota, Metazoa, Chordata, Amphibia, Anura, Pelobatidae. The record is from RefSeq and is a predicted model, not a curated record. Bases 52 to 2337 code for a protein of 761 amino acids. Gene Ontology annotation, biological process: fatty acid beta-oxidation.
CCAUCCCUCAGAAAAGCCCCAGCACGGCCUGUCAGUGUCACACCGGGCAAGAUGGCAGCAACGAGGAUCAUCGGGGUUCUGGCGCGCCUGGGCGGAUGCCCCACGGCAGCAGGCUUCACAUGCAGACCCCUGUCCAUGUCUUCCGCUGUACUCACGAGGACACACGUCAGCUACGAGCUGAAGAACGAUGUGGCCGUCGUCCGCUUUAACACCCCCAACUCAAAGGUGAACACUCUGUCCAAACAGCUGCAGUCAGAGUUCGGGGAAAUAAUGAAUGAAAUCUGGGCCAAUGAUGCCGUAAAGAGCGCCGUCCUGAUAUCCUCCAAACCGGGCUGCUUCAUCGCCGGGGCCGACAUCAACAUGAUCGAGUCCUGCGCCACGGCUCAGGAGGUCACCCAGCUGUCUCAGGAAGGCCAGAAGAUGUUUGCCAAGCUGGAGACGUCUCCGAAACCCAUUGUGGCCGCGAUUAACGGCUCCUGCCUGGGCGGGGGGCUGGAGGUGGCCAUCGCUUGCCAGUACAGAGUGGCCACAAAGGACAAGAAGACUGUUCUGGGCACUCCUGAGGUCUUACUCGGGCUCCUGCCAGGCGCCGGAGGGACUCAGAGACUCCCCAAAAUGGUGGGGAUCCCGGCUGCUUUCGACAUGAUGCUCACCGGAAGAAACAUCCGUGCGGACCGAGCCAAGAGGAUGGGGCUGGUGGACCAGCUUGUGGACCCUCUGGGCCCGGGGCUGAAGAGUCCGGAGGAGGGAACCAUUCAGUACCUGGAAGAAGUGGCUGUGGAUUUCGCCCGAGGAAUCGCCAACAAGAAGAUCUCAUUAAAGAAAGACAAGGGGCUGAUCCAGAAGAUCACAGACUAUGUCAUGUCCGUGGCGUUCGUGAGGCAGCAGAUCUAUAAAACUGUGGAAAACAAGGUGAAGAAACAGACAAAGGGGCUCUACCCAGCCCCCCUCAAAAUUAUCGAGGUUGUGAAGACCGGUUUGGAGCAGGGACAGGAAGCUGGGUAUCUCGCAGAGUCUCAGAAAUUCGGUGACCUGGCGAUGACCAGCGAGUCCCGCGCACUGAUUGGCUUGUACCACGGACAGGUCCUGUGCAAGAAAAACAAAUUCGGAGCCCCUCAGAAAGAAGUGCAGAAGCUGGCCGUCCUGGGGGCCGGGCUCAUGGGCGCGGGUAUAGCCCAGGUCUCUGUGGAUAAAGGUCUAAAGACUAUUCUGAAGGACACGACCGUGGAAGGUCUGGGCAGAGGACAGCAGCAGGUCUUCAAAGGCCUGAACGAUAAGGUGAGGAAGAAGAACCUGACGGCCUUCGAGCGAGACAGCCUGAUGAGUAACCUGACCGGCCAGCUGGAUUAUAGAGGCUUCGACGAGGCCGACAUGGUGAUCGAGGCGGUGUUUGAAGAUAUCCGAAUUAAACACAAAGUGCUGCAGGAGGUGGAAGCCGUUGUUCCCCCGCACUGUAUCUUCGCCAGUAAUACGUCCGCGCUUCCCAUCUCUCAAAUAGCUGCCGCCAGUAAGAGGCCUGAGAAGGUUAUCGGAAUGCAUUAUUUCUCCCCGGUGGACAAGAUGCAGCUUCUGGAGAUCAUCACAACAGACAAAACAUCCAAAGACACCACGGCCUCCGCUGUGUCUGUUGGCCUCAAGCAGGGAAAAGUUAUUAUCGUGGUUCAGGACGGACCCGGGUUCUACACGACGAGGUGCCUCGGCCCCAUGAUGGCGGAGGUGGUGCGUGUCCUGCAGGAAGGGGUUGACCCCAAGAAGCUGGAUGCCCUCUCUACCGGCUUUGGUUUUCCGGUUGGAGCCUCAACGUUGGCGGAUGAAGUCGGCAUCGAUGUUGCGGCUCAUGUUGCGGAGGACCUUGGCAAAGCUUUCGGGGAACGAUUUGGUGGCGGAAACAUUGAGCUGUUGAAAGCCAUGGUAGCCAAAGGGUUUUUGGGCCGUAAAUCAGGGAAAGGUUUUUAUAUUUACCAAGAGGGAGUGAAGAACCGAGCAAAGAACUCUGGGACUGAGGAGAUCUUGGAGAAGUUCAAGCUGCAAGCAAGGCCUGAGGUCUCGUCCGAUGAAGACAUCCAGAUGCGUCUAGUCACGAGAUUUGUGAACGAGGCCGUGAUGUGCUUGCAGGAAGGCAUUCUGAGCAAUCCUAUAGAAGGAGACAUCGGGGCUGUCUUCGGCCUGGGAUUUCCACCCUGCCUUGGAGGUCCGUUCAGGUACGCUGAUGCCUAUGGGGCUGGGCGCCUAGUGGACAGAAUGAGGAAGUAUGAGAGUGUGUACGGCAGCCAGUUCACUCCGUGCCAGCUGCUUAUUGACCAUGCCAAGGACCCCAGCAAGAAGUUCCACCAUUAGACAUGUGUCCGAUGUGGGCAUGCUACCACGGAUGAGGAGGCGCGACCAUCCCUGGCCAUCGUGUGAUGUCUGCCGUCCAAUUACACAGGACAGUACGCUCUUCUAACCUCGCUAAUGAGCCGGAUGUGCCUUACCUGUUCCCCGACCCAAGCACUGGGUCCCAGCACUAUUGAAGCUUUUGUUUAAAGUUUUAGUGUUUCAUUUUUGCACUUACUGCUGCCGAUGAGAAGGCAUUUAAACUGUGGUUUCUGAUCCGGGUGAGUUGUUCUGGUGCAGUGCAUCCAUUCCAUUGCAAUGUGGACAGUACCAAUAAAACAACUAAAUAUAUUGUCAUGGAUUGCGCCUUUAUGCUUCUUCACUUUCAGAAUGAAAAAAAUUAGCAUUUUCCAAUUAAUGAAAGUUUAGAACAAGAA